Molecule: messenger RNA, 306 nt
Organism: Knipowitschia caucasica
Lineage: Eukaryota; Metazoa; Chordata; Actinopteri; Gobiiformes; Gobiidae
Source: the annotation of a GenBank genome assembly
AUGUACAAAAAACUCCACCAAAAGCCUAUAAACACACUCUCUUUCUGCGGAGGACCACACUGCCGCCCACGCAGGAGGAACGUGUGCUUAUUCAAACACAGCUGUGGACGUGGCUACAUGCACCGUGACACAAACCCUGACAGCAACAUCCUCAAACGCCGAAGCAGCUCCGCCACAAACAAACUCAAGAGCGCAGCGGGAAACUUUCACCGAGUACGCAAACACUUCAACACACGCGACCGUCCGCCCGACCCCUCUGUCCACAUGGUCUGCCAAGAGGCUCAGAGAGUUAAGCGUAAACCGUAA